This is a messenger RNA of Fundulus heteroclitus (mummichog), 3809 nucleotides long. RefSeq names its product ankyrin repeat domain 33Ab (gene ankrd33ab). Bases 260 to 1618 code for a protein of 452 amino acids. Gene Ontology annotation, molecular function: protein binding. The record is from RefSeq and is a predicted model, not a curated record. NCBI's taxonomy places the organism in Eukaryota, Metazoa, Chordata, Actinopteri, Cyprinodontiformes, Fundulidae. The transcript has 5 exons.
GCUGUGAGGACGGCGUGAAUCCUUCUCCUCCCAGUUUUCUGCGACGGUUCAGAAAUGGCUAACCUUUUCUGCAGGCAGGAAGUGGAGGGCACUCUGACGGCUGCUCUGCAACAAGACUGGGAGAAAUCAGAGGUUUGUUCAGUGGGAGUGACGGAGGUGUGACCCUGGAUUAUAACAACUCCUAGCUGAGCUGUCAGCCUUGUUCUUGAUGCGACCAGGCAAGCUGCAGUGACUCCCGUUCCAGUGGCUCUGUUGGAGGAUGGCCACUGCAGCAGAGGACCCCCACCUGGGCUCAGGUCCAGAUGAUGAUGAAACAUCAGGACUGGACUCUGACUCUGACAGCAUCCUCUCCGACGACUCCGUGCUCCCUGACCCCACGCAGGAGGCAGCCAACAGCAGCGCCGCUAACACCUUGUACGAGGCCUGCGCCCGCAACGACGCCGCCGCUCUGAAGAAAGUCCUGGAGAGAGGGGUGACAAAGGAGGAGGCGACGGAGCUGGACAACAACGGAUGGAACGGCCUGAUGGUGGCUUGUUGCAAAGGGUUUCUUGACAUUGUGCACGGGCUCCACAGUUGUCCCUUUAUAGACAUAAAUCACCAGGACAAUGAAGGCAACACAGCCCUAAUGAUUGCAUCUCAAGGAGGUCAUGUAUUCACCGUGAUGUAUCUCCUAAACUACUACCCUGGAGUGGACACAGAAAUGAGGGACUGCAGAGGCUUCACAGCCCUCAUCAAAGCUGCCAUGACUGGCCGCUGCGACGUGGUCGCUGCUCUUGUUAUGGCCGGGGCUGAUGUAAACGCAGUGGACUCUUUCCGGGGAAAGUGUGCUCGGGACUGGGCUCUGAAAACAGGUCGCUAUGAGACCUUUCAACGUAUUCGUCGCCUCGCGAUGCGGCCUAAAGCCGAGCAGUUCUGUGAAAGCUACAUCCCAGAGUGGCCCGAGCUCAUGGGCAGAGUUGCCAAAGCCACAUCUCAGAAGAGUCCCGCAGAGAAGAUCACGCUGCGGAUCAAAAACAAGUUUGGGUUCAGCUUUCCACGUGACCCCCAGGACGACGGGGUCAUAGACCACAUGGUUCGCAUGACCACCAGCAUCCGCUGUCCUCUCAUUGUGACUGCGUGCCACCCGCUGUGCCCCACCAGCCCACCGGAGGUGGGGAAGAGAAGGCUUGCGGUGCCGGAGCUGGUGAAGAAACAUCCACAGAAGGAGCUGGAAGACGGCUCAGUGUGCCACAGCAACGGCUCAGUCUCGCACGUCCUCCCCUCGAUCCACUCUGCAGAGACAGUGGCUUUGACGUGCUGCCCCGACACCGAGAGGAGAGGGAGCAUCCUCUCAGUGGCCUCCAACAAGGUGGCCACAGCGUUCAUCCCCCGAAGCUUGGCGAGGCGCAACAGCGUCUUCCCCUCAGGGUGCAUUCCUCAGAUCAACGUGGACAGGCCUUCAGACCCGACGCCGAAGAAAGAAAAGAAGAAGAAGAAAAACAAGAGCUACCUGGAGCCGCCUAUGUGGAAAUACAAGGAGCACAGGGAGGAGAAAAAGAAGGAGAAGAAAAAUGCUGAGAAAGAAAAGGAAGGGAAGGGGAGCAAAAAGGAUAAGGACAGCAGGAAGACCAAAAAUUAGAAUUCCUGCUUUUGGUAACAUUUUCUUCCAGUGUACUUACAACUUGUUCGAUCCAAGUAAUUUUAAAAACAAAUCUAUAUUAAAAAAACUCCAAAGCACUCUCUUCUAAAAAAAAAAUAAUUAUUCAGAAUAUACAAAGAAAAACCUGAAAUAUAAGCAAGAAGGCUCAUGUCUGAACUUGAUUUUUUUAGAUCAAAUGCACCAAUAACAGCAUUUUAGAUUGUUGUUUUGUUUCUGUUUUUUUUUUUUUUUUUGUCUUUUCAAGAAGCGUGUGCCUUGGAGUUUGUGGACAUUUCAAGUUCAUGUCUGUCCCAUCCAAAGAAUAAUUUUCUUUAAAAUGAAAACUGAAGCCCAUGAAACACUCCUUCCACACAAACAUCAGCUGAAGAACAUUAUGGCAAGAUUUUGUUCUAACGUCAAAAUCAAGUGCUAAAACUUACCAAAAUACUUCAAAUGUAUUAAACCGUUACACUUUAGUACCAAAAUACAAUGGCCUUUUUUAUAUAGCAACAUUUAACCUUUUUUGGUAUUAGUGAACUCUUUGUAAAGAAACAUAUUAAUUUAACGUAUAAGACCCAUAAUCACUAAUUCAUUAACAGGUUCAGUGCCUACCUCAACGCCCAUUUAAUAAAGCCAAGAGGCCACAGAUAAGGUGUUUGCUUAUAUCUCAGUGGUUAUCUGCAAUACAAGUUGUAACCAUAGAAGCGUGAUUAUUGUAUGUUAUCAUUACUGCUGUGUAAUACAAACGUAUUGAAUGUUUUUCUUUUAAGGUACAGUGCUGUGCAAAAGUAUGCAAACAACUCAAGUAAAAACCACAAACCUCAGAGGAUUUUGUUGGAAUCGGACGGAAGAGACAAAGGAGCCACAAUUCAUGAGGAGGGUGGAAAGUGACACUUGGUUUCCAAAAUUUGAAGUAGAUAAAAAUCUGAAAAGUGUGGCGGAAAUUUGUGUUCAGCUCUCUUUACUCUGAUACCCUUAAAUAAAAUUUUAUGGCGCACGCUGUCUUCAGAAGUCACCCUUUAGCUAAUGUAAAGUAUUUUCUCUAUAAACACGACAACUCUGUGAUAACCUCAGGCGUUUGUCAGAGAAUAAUCCAAUCCAUGUCCCAUUGGCUGCUUUAUUUCACAGCAAGUCUCACUGAAAAACAAAGCAACAUUUAAGUAGAGCAUGGCAUGUCACUGAACGCAACAGCUGCAACCAACGGGGGCUUGAAAUCCAACAAUUUUUAAAGCACAUCAGGUGCUGAUGAGCCUUAAAUCCAUGACUUGAAGAUCAAAAUAAAACCUCAUUGAGAAAAUGCUAAAAACGCAUAAAACCACAGUUGCCAUCAGUAGUUAAAAACAUGUAAUGUCAGCCAUAAGUCCAACUAACGUGCCCAAACAAAGGGGAACCUGCAGGAUCGUGGGGGUAAAAGGUGUAACUCAGACAGACCAGCUGGCCAGGGAGAAAUGCAAGAAGUCCAAAGCAAGGUUAGAUAAUAAAAUAACCAAAGUAACACUACAUGUGACAGGGAUCCAACAACGCACAUCUUCCUGAACAGGACAUUGUACAGUAAAACACGGUGGUGGCGGCGGCAUCAUGCUGGGGGGAUUGUUUGUCUUUAGCAGGGAAAUGGAAGCUGCUCAGAGUUGAUGGGUAGAUGGAUGAGCUAAACACAAUAACCCUAAACAUCCAGCAGAGCCACAGUGGGAUGCGUAAAGCAUAUUCAUGUGCUAGAAUGGCCUAGUCAAAGCCCAGAGAAAUAUAUUUGGAAAAUCUGUGGACUUUAAAAAUAACAAUCAAGAAACACACUCAUUUGUGCAUAUAAGGUCUGGGUAUGGCCCAAAAGCCUUGCAGAGUAGGUUACACAAAACCUGAUUAAAAAUACACUUUUCAUAUUUUUAUUAUAAUUAUUGGUCUAUCACAUAAAACCCCAAUAAACACAUUGAAGUUUGUGAUUGUAAUGCGACAACAAAAGUAGAAAGGUUCAAAGGGGAUGAGUAGUUCUGAAUGUCAGUUUAUCUAAAAGGCUGAAACUUUAUUGUUCCACAGCCAGUGUGACCAAGACAGGAUGAAACUGAGAAGACAUCUCAAUCCUCCAAUCUUCUGCAGCUUUCUGAUAUUGCCAACGACUGCUCCUCAAAACAUAAAAUGUUUGUACAAAGUCUAUAAGUGCAUAUAUUCAGCUUGCUUGAACUUUUAAAUAAAGGUA